This is a messenger RNA of Rotaria sp. Silwood1, 573 nucleotides long. The record is from the annotation of a GenBank genome assembly. Lineage: Eukaryota; Metazoa; Rotifera; Eurotatoria; Philodinida; Philodinidae.
AUGCAUGGUAAAUGUGGUACUACCUAUGAAAGUGGUUCUUUACGUCGUUAUCAUCUUGGUCGAACAGAAACUAUUCGUUCAUGUACAUUACAAGCCCAAUUAUUUGCUCGUACUAUGUCUGAAAAACAUAAUGAAACAGCAAAUGAUACUAAAUAUGAUCUAUUUCUGAAUGCUAUGCAAGCACAUCGACAAUAUACAAAUGAUGCAAUCAAUGCUAAAGGUGUCGAUCGACAUUUAUUAGGAUUACGAUUAAUUGCAAUGGAAAAUAAAUUACCAAAACCUGCAUUAUAUGAUCAUAUUAGUUAUAAACGUGCAAUGCAUUUUAAUCUUUCAACAAGUCAAGUUGCUGCAAAACAUGAUUGUGUAAUGAUUUAUGGUCCAGCUGUCAAUGAUGGAUAUGGUUGUUGUUAUAAUCCACGUCGUGAUUCAAUAAAUUAUAUGAUAACAGCUUUUACAAUAAAUAAUGAAGGAACUAAUGUCAAAGAACUUUCAAAUCAUUUCGAUCGUAGUCUUACAGAUAUUCGAACAUUAAUUGCACUAAAUACAACUAAGACAAUGAAAUCCAAAUUAUAG